UAGUCGGUGUCACAGUCAGUUCGAUUUUUCUUCGUUUCUUUUGACGGAAGGCACUGGAAGCAAAUUCCUUUUUUUUCGAAUUCAAAAAGGUUUGCUGAUUUAUUGGUUCGGUUCUAUCUUUGCGCCUGAACAAAAGAAAAAUCAUGUGUGGACAUUUUGAUCGUAAUUGCAUCUGAUAGAGUUCCGGUAUUGUGAUUCGAAAUGCUCGACAAUUCUUCGAUUUUCAUCAGUGCAUCAUAAAGUUGAAUUUGAAUUAAGUGACAAAUGUUUUAAUCGAGUUGCAGCAUAGAAAUUUCAGAAGCAUCAAAAAUCAUUAUAAAUAAUUCGAAAAAUAUACACACAAAAAUGCAAAGUGAUGUCAUACUAAAUGUCGGCGACGCCGAUCAAUUUCUUAGUUUUCCAUUUGGUUCAAUUGAAUUUAAAAAACCAUUUUUGUGAGGAAAAAUCAUCCGAAAUAGACGGUAUUCUGUAUAUUUGAACACUUUGGUGACACGUUUUUAAUUUGAAAACUAAGUUGAGAAGAAAAGAAAAAUAUAAGAUUCGCAAACGAUCGCAUUAAUUAAUUUAAUGCCUUCACAUAAAAAACGUCAAUUUGAUUAAAUAACCGGCUGAACGAUAGAGAAGAAACAGAAAGAAAACGAAAACAAGGAAAAAGAAAGUAGUUUAGUGUCGCGAUUUUUUUUGUGUGUGUGUGCCUGUGUGUGUGGAUUGAGCGAGAGAAAAAAAACGAGGGAAGGCCAUAAAAAUGAAAGCGAUAAAAUUUAUACUGUGGUUAAUUUUAUGCAUCGUUCUUACCAUUGCCGCAAACGAUUUGAAUACACCCAAUGAGCAAUUAAAUAAUCCUGACAUGUCCACCGUAUCACAAAAUGUUGAUGCAUUGGAUACAACAAAUGGACACGAUUAUGAUGGUACAACGGAAAAUAGUGAUGAUGAUGUUAAUGUUGAUGAUAAUGGCAGUGGGAAAACUGAUGAAGUAACUGAAAAUGUAACAUCUUUAUCGCCAGCAUAUGCUGAUCUAAACGAAACACAAACAGAAUUUCCAACCACAAAAAGCCGAUACUCGUCGGGCAGUACGUGCAAAGAUGGACUCAUACUGCCAAUGUGGCGGCCACAAGAAAAUAUAACCUCCGGCGAUCGUUUUGCUCGUGGUUUAGUUUAUUUCUUGGCAAUGAGCUAUUUAUUUUUGGGCGUAUCAAUUGUUUCCGAUAAAUUUAUGGCUGCCAUUGAGAAGAUUACAGCCAUCGAAAAAGAAGUUAGUGUUCGAAAAGCAGAUGGAACACAACAAAAAAUUGUUGUUCGCGUAUGGAAUGAAACGGUGGCAAAUUUAACGUUGAUGGCUUUAGGCACAAGUGCACCGGAAAUUUUGCUUUCGAUUAUUGAAAUAUUUACAAAUAAUUUUGAAGCCGGUGAACUAGGACCAGGGACGAUUGUAGGCUCGGCUGCAUUUAAUCUCUUCUGCAUAAUUUCCUUAUGUAUUGUGGUAAUUCCAAAGAAUGAAGUGCGACGCAUCAAACACUUACGCGUAUUUUUCGUGACAGCAACAUGGUCAAUUUUUGCGUAUAUAUGGUUGUAUUUGAUAUUGGCGUUUUUCUCGCCGGGCGUAAUUGCGAUUUGGGAGGGUUUUAUUACAUUUUUGUGCUUUCCAUUGAUUGUUUACAUGGCAUACGUUGCUGAUCGUCGAAUGUUGGUCUAUAAAUACUUGAGCAAAGGUUAUCGUAUGAAUGAGCGUGGUGUAAUGGUACAAAUGGAAACGAUUGAUCCAUCGGCACCGAUGCAACCGCAAAAAGAGCAUCGAUCCGAUUCAGUGAUUAUGGACAAUGGCAUUGAAUUGAUGUCCGAUGAAUUUAAAGAUUUGGAAAAAUUACGAUUGGAAUAUAUAAAAAUUUUACAAGAUUUAAAACAAAAGUAUCCACAAUACAGUGCACGAUCAACAUUGGAAAUGAUGGCACAGGAAAAACUAUUAAAUUCAACACCAAAAUCGCAUGCAUUUUAUCGCGUUCAAGCUGGCCGAAAAAUUCUUGGCGGCGGUAAUAUUGUUCGAAAAAUCGCCGAAAAGACAACGAAUGAAGUGAAAGCCGAUCUAAACGAAGUAAAUGUGAUCGAUGAGGAUGACUUGACGCCAACCGUUUGCUUUCAACCAAAUCACUAUACAUGCAUGGAAAAUUGUGGUAGUAUUGACAUUCGUGUGGUACGUUUGGGCGAUUUUUCCGGUCACGUUAGCGUUGAUUAUCAAACACAAGAUGGUUCAGCUGAGGCAGCCACCGAUUAUAUUGCCCAAAGCGGUACCAUAACAUUUACACCGGGCAUUUCGGAACGCUUUAUAAAUAUUGAGAUAAUUGAUGAUGAUAUAUUCGAAGAGGAUGAAUCAUUCUUUAUUCAAUUAAGUAAUCCAACGAAUGGUGCCAUACUUGGACAAAAAAGUCUUGCAACUGUUAUGAUUUUGGAUGAUGAUCAUGCUGGAUUCUUUUCGUUUGCCGAACAAGAACAUGAACUAAUCGAAACGGUGGGCGUUUAUGAGUUGAAAGUAGUUCGAGCGAGUGGAGCCCGAGGCUGUGUUGCUUUGCCAUAUUGGACAGAAGAUGGAAGUGCAAAAGGGGGAAAAGAUUACGAAUCGCAAGCAAGUCGAAUCAUUUUCAAUAACAAUGAAACUGAGUAA
Molecule: messenger RNA, 2656 nt
Organism: Contarinia nasturtii (swede midge)
Lineage: Eukaryota; Metazoa; Arthropoda; Insecta; Diptera; Cecidomyiidae
Product: sodium/calcium exchanger 3-like
Exons: 2
Coding region: 746-2656 (636 amino acids)
Biological process (GO): cell communication; sodium ion transmembrane transport; calcium ion import across plasma membrane
Cellular component (GO): postsynapse; axon; sarcolemma
Molecular function (GO): calcium:sodium antiporter activity
Source: RefSeq, a predicted model, not a curated record